CAUCGCCGCCCGCAUCACCAACAACGCGACAGCGCCCAAACCGAGUCACGCAAGAUUGUCUAAGCUAUUAUUGCCAGAAUGGGUCAGGGAACUUCCCAUGCCGAUCCACACUUGACUCUCGAGCAGCUUAGCUACACCAUCGCCCAACGCUUUGCGCAAAAGAGCUUCUCCCCCCUCGAACUCUACUGCUUCAAUUCUGUGUUCCGCUCGCUUGCCGACACUGAAUCCGGGGUGCGAUACUGGAGCGAAGCUACACUAUGCCGUUUUCUCGAGCUUCCAGAUGCGCUGGGCGUGGGUUCAGUCGUCUUUCAGAUGGCUAGCUACCUGGGCGCAUUCCCAUUUGCCAGUCAAGCACCGGCUAUCCUUACACAUGAGGCACUUCUCAAGGUUGUGACUAUCCUUACCGAGAGAUACGGAGCAGUUGUCAAGAAGAGGGGACGUGAACUCUGGCUCAGGGAGCUUUACAGGAGCAUGGCCAUAUACGACAAUGGCAUAAGGCCGAGCUUGGAAGAGACAGAGAACGAUAUAUCAAAGUCUGGAGGGACGAAGGGAUCGAGCAGUAAUCUUGGUUUUGCGAUCGAUGCGCCAGGAGGGGAUGAGGAAGAUGGCCAGGAAGAAGAGGACGACGAACUGGUGCUGGCAGCACUCGAGUCUAUGGAUGCUCUCGAGACUUUCAGGCACGGCGAACAGUCACAUAUUCAGCACUCGAUGAUCCCAACGGAUAAUCUUCUCAAGCUGGUUGAAUUACUACUUCUGAUUGCGCCGAUAGAUGCGCAGCAGAGUAUUUCUACACUGGCCCCAGAGAUGUCCGAUGAUCGCGUUGAGGAGUUGAGAGAGGUUGCCAAUGUGAUCGUUUCUUCAUUCGGCAUUGAAAAGCACCCAGGCGUCACGUAUCGUACUUUCAACACCGUCAUAUCCGCUUCUCUACCCUAUGUGUUUGACGGCCUAAACCCGCUGUUCGAACACUUCCUCUUUGCGAAGGACUUUGAUCUCUCCAAACGACGCAAGUCCAGCACGACAUCUCCCACAGCAGAAGCGCUUCCUGUCAUACCUCCACCAAAACCUGUAGCAGACCCAGAGCCAAUUCUGCGCAACCCGGGCGACAUCCUCAGCCUAACACUUCUUAGCCAGCUGUCUUUCUUCAUCAAAGGCAGCAAUCUGUUCCGACGUCUGCGCCCCUUAUACAGCGGCAAUACACACGGCUUCAGCAUGGGAUCUUUCGAAAAGCAGUGCUUCAAUUGGCGGGCUCCCACCAUCCUGCUAGUCUCAGGUCGUCUCCUUCCGUCGACACCAUCGAGUACCCGUGAACGCGCUCUUCAGGAUAUGAUCCCUCCCAAACGCUUCCCAGACAGCAUAUCUGAGACCGCCGAGAACCAGACGCUCACUUACGGUGCAUACAUACCCACACAGUGGAAACACCAUGGUAAAACCUGUUUCGGUGACUCGACGGCGAAACUGUUCCAAUUGUCACCUACCCACGAUGUCUUCUCCGCCUCAGACUUCAGCCACGACUACGUCUACUUCAACAAGUCGCCCACUCAUCCGGCGGGUCUGGGCUUCGGCACCCCGGUUCCACACCAAUCGGCUCACAUGCAAUCACACUCUCUUUUCCGUCCUGGACCAGUGUCGUUGCACCUCGAUGACGCGCUUGAGUUUGGUAUCUUCACGCACCUUGCUGAAGGAGGCGGAUCCUUCCAUCCAAGCAAACUACCGUGUCGAAAGGGCAAGGAUUGGCAGGAUCGUUUUGAGAUCGAGAGACUGGAGGUGUGGGGAUGUGGCGGUGAUGAGAUCGCUGAGGCUCAGAGGAAGGAGUGGGCAUGGCAGGAGCGCGAGGCAGAGGCAAGGCGAAGGAUCAAUCUUGGAACCGGAGAUAUGGAGGCGGAUAGACAGCUGUUGGAAAUGGCGGGGCUUGUCGGAGCGGGCCGGAGUGGUGGGAGUAUGACUUGAUGAUUUGCGAACAAAGGAGAAAACUGGGAAGGCACAUAGGCCGGCCUCUGGGGCAGAGAUAAUUCGGAGUCUCAAGACAAAGUAGGUCACGAAGUAAUGCCAAUGGAUAUGAAUAUGAACUCGAGUUGUGUUGUUCCCCAUUCUUGCAAAUGCUGGGUAUGUGACGUUGUAGCGGUGAUCUUCCUACAACUUGACUGUGCCCAAACGCCUUCGAUGCCUUUCGGUGUGUAUACAUAUGAUACAAAUCCUCCUCUUCGAUUCAAACCCUCAUCCACCAUCUCACGACUCAGCAAUCUUCUCAACAUCCAUCACUUCUCACGCUCAUCCUUGCCUCUGCUUAUGCUUCGGAUUCUUGCUGCAGAUGAUAUACACAUAUCGGCCCUUCUUCCUCCUCACGCUCUUACACCCAUCG
Messenger RNA from Dothidotthia symphoricarpi CBS 119687, 2359 nucleotides. Its product is annotated as restriction of telomere capping protein 5. NCBI's taxonomy places the organism in Eukaryota, Fungi, Ascomycota, Dothideomycetes, Pleosporales, Dothidotthiaceae. The record is from RefSeq and is a predicted model, not a curated record. The coding region runs from base 79 to 1947 and encodes 622 amino acids. The transcript has 3 exons.